Molecule: messenger RNA, 14855 nt
Organism: Aedes albopictus (Asian tiger mosquito)
Lineage: Eukaryota; Metazoa; Arthropoda; Insecta; Diptera; Culicidae
Exons: 2
Coding region: 1-2004 (667 amino acids)
Source: RefSeq, a predicted model, not a curated record
AUGUACAAUCGUCAAAAUCUGGAGUUGAAGGCGCAUUCGUUACCGGGGCCUAGUACCGCUUACGGCUGUAACUGCGGUAAGGCAAGGAACAGUAGAUCUCAUCAUGGGCACACCACCAUCAGUAGCACGAUUCGCAAGGAGCUGGCUUCCUACGAAAAUCCUCAUCAACCGCCACCGCCACCGCCACCCGUAACGAUAAAACCGACCAAGAGAAACGCCAGUACGGAAAGUUUGGACCUGUUGAAUAACGAGUGCACCUGUGCGAUUUACAGCCCGAAUUCAGCCGAUGGAAACAAGUGCAAAAAGUGCCGCGCUGGACCUCGAGGUCAGCAACGUGCACAGAAGAAGUGUAAUUCUUCCAAGUAUAAGGACGCGUCAACUUCGCCUAAAUCCAACAGUCCGUUACGAACGCUGGAACCAAGAAGUCCCCGCAGCCCCAAAAGUCCGAAAAGCCCCACAGCGGAAGCUUCCACGGACACGAAAUUCGAUUUUCCCGGUUCGCCUAGAACAGAGAACCAUUACAAGCGCCUAUCUACGCUGAGUAUCAACAACAAUGGCAACAAAAAUAUGGCCACUAGUCCGAUGAAACAACCCCCUCCCAGAAGCCCUAAUAAAUUGACUCCGGUGAAAAGCGAUCGAGUCCUUGAGAAGUCCAACUCCCUUGGUGAUAGCAAGCCGCAGAAAAUGCUGCGAACUACUCGGAGCUUAUCGCCGCGGCCACCAAUCAAGCAUCAGCACUCGAUAAUGGUAUCGGAUGAGAAUGAUAUAAUUUCGGUAAAACUUUCACCGAACGAGGAGUUCGAUGAAAGCAGGGAAAAGUGCAAGGAGGAAAAUUGCGAAGAAGAUGUUCCGCUUCAGCAGAAGGCUUACAGCGAAACGACAUCUCCAAACUUGUCUGACUACGGUAGUUUAAAGUUGGAAGAUAGUAAUGUCAAAAACCCCAACAAUCGAAGCACCAGCUGCUUGAUAUAUGUGCCAUCAGACCCGUGGACUCGAAUGUCGUCAAGGAACUCACCAGUUCCUCCCAACAAGAAAGAACUUAAGGCAAAGAAACUGGAAAGCAAAUCGUUCAGCAAACCAAAUUUAGAAUAUUUGGAAGACACGGACCCAUGGGUAUGGCGUUCCAAUAUCACGUUGAACGAACGAAACAUAAAGAAAAAGGGUUCGCUACCGCACCAGACCAAAUCACUUAGUAGCGCUCUCAGCCGAGACGAAUUGGAUUCGCGGCAGUCACGCCUCUGCCAGCAACGAUCACUGACCAAAUUCGAUAAGACUUUGACCAUUCCGGGAAUAGAUUUGCAUUUUGACGCUCGAAAGAAAAUCACCCGCCCAAAACUACAACGCUCCAAGUCUCCAGCAUUCUACGAAGAGUUCUUCCAAGUCGAGAAAGAAAAACCUCUCAACAAGAACAAAUCGAUAUCCUCGUUGAAGAUUGAGAAGAAUGCCAGCAAUUGCAACAUCAACGGUGCCAAAUGUACUUGCUACGAGGCGAGCUCCCUCAGUCGGCAGCAUUUCAGCCAUAACUGUGACCACCAAUCCUCCGUAGUCCAUAAAUCCACCACUAGCAUUACCUCUCCCACCAGCAAAAAGCAACCGUCACCGAAGCUAAGCUUCCCUCAAUCUCCCAAGCCAAAGCAACCACCCCAACCGGAACUGGUGAAGGCCUCUCUAACCGUACUGAAUCCGAACCUACUGCAACCGCGACACAGUUUCUCCACCACUCCCUCCGCCAAGGACGACGAACUGCAGCUGAACAUCCGGCGGCUGAGCGAACAAAUGAUGAACAAGUACAGCUCCGGCUCGGGCUACUUUGCCCAGCAGACGGCGCCGCCCAGCUUCAUGACCGACACGAUUCAGCCGCUGGAGAAGAAGAAAGCCGGCGGCAGCGGAGGGUUGACCUCCAGUGGGCCCAAUGUCAGCAGCACCAUCAACGGAGUCGAAUCGAAGAAACGGGCCUCGUCGCACUCGAAGAUCAACGAUCCGAUACUGGAGACGCGCUGCUAAGAAGGUGGCGCCGGUCCUAAAUCAUUCGGUGGUAAGUGUUAGCUAGUCAAAAUUGUACAAAGAAAAGACGAUCUACUUACUUGUUAGGCAGCAAACAAAGUGAAGAGUUUUUGUUCCUUCUUCGAUAUCAUGAUUGUAUUGGGUGUUAGAAUAUUCAUCAUCAGCAGCACGCGUAAGGCUUAACGUAUAUAGGAAGGAACUCAAAUCUGAAAGGAAUCGUGUAGGGAUAAAAUGGCUUAUGGGGCUGUAGGACCAGAGGAAGUGAACGAUGGCCUCCUGAACUUCUGUAAUGCGGUGUGCUUAAGCAGUCCUUUAACUACGCGGAAGUGGUGCAUUAAGUAAAUGAAUACAUAUUGCCAAAAUCAUUUUGUAUAGUUCUUAGUGUUAGGUUCCAUUGAAAUGUAAAUGACGAAUAUGUAUCAAUAUACAGCACGAAACGAAUCAGAAAUGAAGGACUCAAUCAUGCUUCGGGAUUUAGCGUGAAACUAUUUGUUGACCAUUAUCAGAAAAUUUCAGCUAUCGGAGAAGGCGAAUUUGUUAAAUUUUCGAAUAGAUAUGUCUCUACCUUACUGACUGAAACUCACUACACCAAUGUAGGAUUGGGAGCAACAGGACUAUCUUGAUACUUAACGCCCAUACACUUCAUAUUGCUCAAAUGUUCGUUAAAAUACAGCUUCCAACUUUCAACAAUUCUACACCUGUUCCUCAAGCUACCCCGAACUUACUUCUUCCUUUCGCUUAUGCGGAAUUGGUUCUCUUACUAACUAAAGUACCCACAUAACAGCAUAUGAAGCAAACGUUCUCAGCCUUUUUAAUUUCUUAUGCCGUGAAAUCACCUAAUUAUAGUCACUUUUUCGAUUACUUAUUCCGUUCACACCAUGCAAAACAAAUGGAAUGAACGGAAUUAGGAAUCGAAAAAAGCAAUUGGAAUUAGGUACAGGAAAUAUGUUUGUUGGGCUUCUUACUUCCUUUGGAUACUGUAAAUAUUACGUAACUAACUGGAACUAUCUGUUCCCAGUUAUCUUGGCAAACUAUAGAGUAGAAACACUUGGCAUAAUACGGGACCUUACGAUGAAAGUGAUUCACUCCGCCAGGGUGUAAGGCCGUCAUUUUUAGGAAUCCAUCAUAUAAUGUGAACAUUUGUGCAUCCAAUAUGCCUUGUGAUUGUGGAUACACAAUAGAUGUUGGCUCCUGUCAGAUCCAUUCGGUGGGAUUAGGGUUGCCACAUAGGGGAUUUACUCCGCUAAAGAGCCACCAUUCCACUGUUCAAUGAGACUGCAUUACACUGACAAUCUAGUCGAGUCACUGAUGCAUGCUAGGAGAUGGAAGCUUGACAUGCAAGGGGAAUGACACUAAUCUUUAUUCACACCCCACAGAUAUAUUCUAUAUGGUGCUUCCCGUUAUAUCAAAUGAUAACAGCGUGUGCUAAUUAUUUCUCUCAAAUUACUCUGCACGUUUCAGUGAACCUUUUGUUCCUACGAUUUCGAAUUCAGCGAAUAACUGCAAGCACCAGUGCGGACGCUUUCUACUCAAUGUGACCAUAGUUUUACUCCGUAAAUGUGGCCACCUUGACUGCCCAUAAUCGCAUAGUUGACGUAAGCGCCACUGUAGUUUUCACCACACUUUUAAAGUUUUAACAAUGAUUAAUGAAAUAUUUAUGAUUUUUUUUCACGUUGAUAUCUAACCAGUGAUUAGAUCUUGUACUCUAUUGAAUAAAACUAGUCACAAUAAAGCAUAUUUGAUAGAUAUUAGCUCGUGAGUGCUGACAUUGUUAAUGGUGGUUACGUCAACUAUGCGAUUAUGGGCAGUUGAAGCUUCAACUAUAAUUUAAUAGAUUGGGUACCAGGAUGAAUUUGGAACGGUCGAACGUGUUUUGACACUCAACAGACCACUCCUAAGGAGCAUCUUUCGAUCGAGUAGUGCUUGUUGUUACUUCAUCAGAUCUAACGGUUCGUAGUAGUUAAUCGCAUUGACAGUAUCGGAAAGACAGUUCUGGUUUUAGUUGGAUCUUAGCCUAAACCAUACCAACCAUGUCUACGAUGUGGCUCUAAAACCUGAUCUGCGGCAGGGAGAAACAAUGCUUUUCGAUGCGCUGAUGAGGAAACAUCAGGCCAAACAUGUCUAAAGGUCCAAUCUGCAGAAGAGAGGCUCUCUUCGGUUUCUCUCUCUUUCGUUAAUAUCUCAGCUGUUUAUUGAUUGCCUCCUUGCAUUGAACGAUGGUCAAAACAAUUCUGGAGCUCGAUUUGAAAAGGUCGUAUGUGCUUUUGUCGAUUAAAAAUUCGAUCAGUUGGAUUCGCUUAUUAUAGCAAAAACCGUUGGAAUUGAAACAAGUUGAUACAUACAGCAGAAUCAUCACAAAACAGGCUUUCCGUUCCAUCAUGUAAAGUCUCCAAAAUAUCUUCCAUAUUGCUACAAUAACUAAAAUAAACUGAUCGAAUUUUAUAUCGACAAAUGUACAUACGACCUAUUCAAAUCGAGCUCCAGAAUUGUCUUUUGAUUGGUACAGCAAAAAUAGUUGAAAAGUGUACCAUUACAUUGCAAUAAUUGAAAGAGAAAGUAAACAAAGAGAGCCUCUCAAAUGCAGAUAGGACCUAUUGAAAUGUUUGGCCUGACAAACUCACGAGCAAGGGCGUAGCCAGAUUUUCGGUCAAAGGAGGCAAGCACCCUUAGCAAAUUUAUACCUACUAGGUAGAUCUUAUAACUAAACACAAAACUAUGAAAUUGAAUAUAUUAACAUUACAUUCUAAAAGCAUUAUUUACCCAUCAGCAAUCACGCUGUUGUAUGUUAUACAUACAAUAUGUUGAAAAAGCUCGCCUUUUCUACAUAAAUCAACGUGAUGCUGGUAGCGAUGGACGAAUUCUGAGAGAUUUAUGAUUUUACCAUUUUACUCUUGCAUUACUUCAUCUCCGGUUUUUUUUUAUUAUUAUCUAACAUUCGUAAAAAAAUAAUAGCUCUUUUGAGGAUUAACCCAGAAUUUGCAUAAUGAUUUCCUUCGACAUUUUUUCCAGUAGCACAUAAAGGGAAACCCGUUUGAAGAUUAUUUUGAAAAUGUCUACAUAAUGUCUUCCAUGACUGACUGUAGUUCAACCAUUUGUUUAUGCUUAUUAGCAAACUUGGUAUCAAGGUUGGGAUGUCCUGGAUGUCUAUUCCUCUGAAAAUACACCUUCAGUUCUAUUGUUCCAAAUACAUCCUUGUCGGAAUCUACCUGAGGAUUGUUUUAUGUUCUCAUAUAUUGCAUAUACUCAUCUCAGAGCAUAAUCAUAUAGAACUGUCAAUUUACGUAUUCCCGGGAGGAUCCUUGGAAGAAUUUUUGAAGGUAUUCUCGUAAGAGGCCUGAAAGUAUCACUAGAGGAAAACCUCGAGAUACCCUGUAAGAAUUUCUGGAGGGAAUGCCUGGUGAAAAUUUUGAUGAAUUUCUUGCAGGUAUUUCCAAAAAGCUCUCGAAUAAUGGAAUUUUUGAAAAAAUACUGGAAAUUAUUCAAAAAAAAUAUCUGGAGGAAUUUAAGAAGGAAUGCCUAGAGGGAUUCCUGGUGCAUUUCCCAGAGAAAUUCCGGGAGGAAUCCCUGAUAGAAUUCCGAAUGAGUCAUCCCUGGACGAAUUCCUGAAGAAAUGUUUGAAAGCACUUUUAGCAUGUAAGUACUUAUAUGUUAAACCCUAGUAGGAUGUUGGGGUCAAUAUUAUCCAGACAGUGAGGGUUAAAGCAAGUCUCACUGACUUCUGGGCAACCAAAACCUGGGCUUCCGUGCCUUUUUUGUAACAUGCGUGUUGCUUGGAAGAAUUCCUGGAGGACUUAUUAUCUCGCUUAUUGUGAGAAUACUUGAUGGAAUCCCUGAGUUAACUGCUGGAGGAUUCCUGAAGAAUCUCUGGAUAAUUUCCAGGUUCCUGUAUGCAUCCUUUUAAAUUUAUCUGCCAAUACAAUUCGCUGGAGGAAUUCCUCUAGAAAUUCUUGAAGUACCGUAAAAUGGGGUGUUAAGGGACGGAAAAAAAUUUCGUCCCCAUUAAUUCAUGGGGUCUACUUAUUAAAACUUUCAGGAAAAGUAGUGCGAUCUUUGUCUUGCUGCCUGCUACGCAUAUAGAUUACAAAAUUUGACGAUUUUUUGAAGAAAUUGAAGAUAAAAUAUGAAAAUGGGGUGUUAAGGAACUUAAUGUCAUGAAUGUAAAAGUUCUUAUAUUUCAAAGAAAGAUAAAAAUUGAUUAAUUGUAAACAGUGACUGUAAUAUUUCUUGAACAUCGCCGAAAAAGAUUAUCAUAGUACUGAAGGUGCGAGGACAGUUUCAUUGUCAUCUACCUUUGUAUAUGAGUUUUUUUUUGUAAAGCAUCGAUACCUGGAAAAAUAUCGUCAAUUGUACAUGAGUGGCUAAAAUUUUUAACCAACACAUUAUUCACAGUCACUUUUUAGAGCACCCAAAUUGAACAGUUCAGACUGACCAACAGGUUGUAAAGUAAGGAUGUGUAUUUACAGUUUUUUGUUCACUUAAAAACUCAUUUAUAUUUAAAUGUUUUGAAACAAGCAUGCAUGUCAUCUAAUGACCUAGGGUGUAAACUGUAUAUUCAAUGCUGAUAUUUCUACUCUGAAGCAUCGCUGAUAGGUCGUAUUCUGAGAUAUUUUGGCAGCCAUGAGUCUUCUUCAUAAAUACUUGCUAUUGCAAGAGUUAGUCACAGUCUGGAACAAGUGAGCAUAUUCAACAUUAAAAAAAAGCUGUCACGUUUUAGCGCCAAUCAUUGAUAUCAUUUAAAUAAGAAAACAGAUGGAAAAUCUAUUUUUGAAGAAUACGCUUUCGUUGAAACUUAACAAAACACCCAAAGAACACAAACUUCUAUAAAGAGGGGACUACUGCGGCAUUGAGAAUAAACAUUUUACUAAUUUUCUAAUUAUAUGUAUCAAUCUAACACUUGUUUCUAAAGAUCAAUAUUGUAUUAGUUGAAUUUAUCACCCUAGCAACUGUCGGGAUGCUUAUGACCCAAAAUGAAAUCCGUAAUACGCCAUUCAGAAUGGUUACUGUUCUACAAUGAAUCAAUCGCCUCAAAACUUCAUGAUACAAAUAAAAAAAGUUAUAGAGAAAUUUCAUCCCCUAACACCCCAUCAGUUUAUGAAACUAGCCUUUUUUCACAAAAAUUGUUGGUGUUCGAAAACCACCUUAGUAACAUCAAAUAUUUUACCCUAGUUUCGUUUGAAAUGAGUUGUAGAACACUUUACGAUUACUCACAUAUUUUCCUAAUAAUAUUUCUGAUCUUACAUAUGAAUGUUUCAAUGGUAGCGAAAUUCAGGAAAAGCAAUGCCGUUUUAUUUUUGAUGUCUAGUGUCUAGUUAAAAACGUAUUUUCAUGAGUGAUAAUCCUUAUAGUAUGCCUUUAUUUCCAACACACAUUUGAAGCAAAUUUGGAAUUAGUAAAUCAAUUUUUAUACGGCUUGGCGAUUUUUCAAAGUAGUAUGUAAAGAUGAAUCCCUUAACACCCCAUGAGUUCUUAACACCCCAUUUUACGGUAUUUAAUAAAAAUCUUCAGGUAAUCCUGGAGAAAUUCUUGGGUACAUCCCUGAUAAAGAUGAUUGAAGGAUUUCAGAAGGAACUACUGAAUGAUUUUUUGUUGAGAAUCUGCGAGGAAUUUCUGAAGAAAUCAAUUGAGGAAUCUCUGAAGUCAAGGAUCGAUAUAUUCGCCUCACUCCAUUCAUAUUCACUCCUCUUUCCUGAAGCGAAUCAAGAAAGAUGCAACAGACGGAUAGUCGUGAUCAAACACGCAACCCCAUGACCAGAGGGAAGUGAUGCGCAAGCUGCUUGACAUGAAUAUUCGUUGCCAUUCGUCGCAGUUUAGAUCGCAAGCGAAUGAAUGAAUGGCGAAUGGUGAAGAAUGCUGGUGAGCGAUCGAAGCGGCUAUUUUCAUAACUUGAACAGAAUUUCUGCAUGUAAUGGAUACAUUUUUAGUGUAUUAUUGGUGAAAUGCUAGAAAAUAAUUCGAAAAAAUCGUAUGCACAAUAUCAAUCGUAUCACUCACGAACCGCAUCACCGCUCGAUCGCUUGCGAUGCGGAUGUGGACAAAUGAGUAAUUUCCCACCGUUCGCCGGGGUUUGCUGUCAUCACUGACAAGAAAACACACACUAAAGCGACAACCCUUCGCUACUGACUGUCUUUGAAUGUGGAAGAAGAUGAAAAGUUGACAUCAGGAACCCUGCCUCCUGAAGCAAUCGUUGGACGAAUUCCGUGAAGCAAUCCCAGCAAGAAUUCCUGGUUAAACCUCUGAAGAAAUUCCUACAGGAAUGCCUGGAGGAAAUUAUUAAAAAAAAAUGCUCCAAGGAAUGCCUGGAGGAAAGUAUGCAGAAUUUCUGGAGGAAUUCUCGGAAGCAAUCCCCGAAGAAAUCCCUGGAUAAAUUUCUGGAAGUAUACUUGGAGGAACUCCUGGAUGAAUUCUGGGAGGAAUCCCUAGGGAAAUUUCUGAAGAAAACUUUUGAGUAAUUCCUAGAGCAGAUCCUAGAUAAAUUUUUGAAUGAAUUCCUGAAGUAAUUCCUGGCAAAAUCUCUAAGAAAAUCAUGGAGGAAUGCCUAGAUAUUUCCUGGUUGAAUUAUUGGAGCAAUUCCAAGAACGAUUCCCGAUGGAAUCCCUGGAGGAAUUGCUGGUGAAAUCUCCAGUGGAAUUCUGGGAGGAAUCCCUGGAGAAAAUUCUGAAAAAAAUCACUUAAUUAAUACCAGGUGGAUUUCCUGGAAGAAUCCUUGGAGGAAUUCCUGGAGGAUUGCUUCUAGUGCAAUCCCUUGAGAAAUUCGUGGAGCAAUUCCUGGAGGAAUUCCUGAUGUAAUUCUUGGAGGAAUUUCUGGAGAAAUCUGGGAGGAAUCCCUGGAGAAAAUUCUGAAAAAAAAAAAUCCCUUGAUAAAUAUCAGGAGGAUUUCCUGGAAGAAUCCUUUGAGGAGUUCCUGGAAGAAUCCAGUAAGGAUUUCCUGGAGGAAUCCCUGAGGAAAGCCCUGAGGAAAUCCCUGGAGAAAUUCUUGGACGAAUUUUUGAAGCAGUUCCUGAAGGAAUUUCUGAAGAAAUCUCUGGAGGAAUCUUUGAAAUAUUCCUGAAGGCAUUCCUGAAGAAAUUCCUGAAAGAAUUUUUGAAUGAAUCCCUAGAGGAUUUCUAGGAGUAAUUCGCAGAGGAAUUGUUGAUAUAACUUCGGAAGGAUGUCCUGUAUCAAUUCUUGGAGGAAUUCCUAAAAAAAUCCUAGGGUUAUUUCUGGAGGAAUUCCUGGAGGAGUUCUUGAAAGUCCAGUAGGUAUUCCUGUAGAAAUUGUUGGAGGAAUCCCUGCAGGAAUUUCUGGAGGAAUCUUUAGAGGAAUUUUGGGAGAAAUCACUGAAGAAAUUUUUGAAAAAAUCUCAAAAGAAAUUCUUGGAAGAAUUGCUGUAGAAAUCCUCGAAAUAAUUCCUGGAGGAAUCCUUGGAGAAAUCCCUGAAGCAGUUUAUAGAGGUAUUCUUAGGGGAAUUUUCGGAGGAAUGCUUGCAGCUAUUCCUGGUGGAAAAUCUGGAAGGACACCUGGAGGGAUCCCUGAAAAAAUCCCGAAAAUCCUGGACGAAUUUCUUGAGGAAUCCCUGACGGGUUUUCUGGAGAAAUUCCUAGAUUCCUGGAAGUCCUGUCCAGUUUGUCGCAGAACUUUGGCUUUGUUCGAGAGGAAGUUCCGAAUCUCGAUACUACCCUUAGAUUGAACGAGUUUAACGAUUUUUUUAGUGCACCACCUGGAUCGCCUCUUCGACAGCUCUGAAACUAUCCAGGUAGUCGUCUACAUAUUGAGGUCCCUAAUAGUGGUGGCUGCACUCGGGUAGUGGGACUCGUAUUGCUCGGCAUUCGCGUUCUUAACAAACUGAGCCAAUGAUGGUGAGCAAGUGGAACCGAACAUCGUGACCUCAACUGCGUAGAAUUGUACAGGAUCUUCGGGAUUGUGGCGGAAUAAAAACAUCUGGACGUUCCUAUUUUGCAUAGGCCAAAUCCCAAGAUGGACUCCGGCCGGUCGUACCUCGGUCCUGGAGUUCGUCGGAUUUUAUCGUGUAGUAUACUCGCACGACAGUUGGACAACUGCUUAUAAAUAGCGACCAAUCGGUCGGAUUCUCACUAAAUGGCGGAAGAUCUUUCCCGAUCACGUGUUUCGCUGUUAUCUGUUGAGAACUGAGAACCCCCGGGGUCUCGUUCUGCAUUACAUGGAUUUCUACUAAGCAUAUCUCUGGAUGAAUUAGCGUCGGUUCCCUGUUCGAAUCAUUCGAUCGAUGAACGGACUCCAGAAAUUAAGCAGGGUGUGACCUCGACAAGCUAAGUGGUUCCGGUUGAAGAUUCAUUUUGAAGUGAUACUGCUUUUGGGUACUCCAAGAUGGCCCUUGAUGAUGAAAUAGACGAGAAGCGUCUUCUGGGGGUGUUCAGGAAUAUUCCAUCGCGGGAAGCGUCCUAAAGGGCCUCGAAGAAGAUACAUAUUUCUGGGAAGGUUCUCGAAUGGUAGACGAACGAGCUUCCCGGAAACAGGGGACAUGACUCGUUAGCGAAAGAUUCGAUUUAGGAGUUCCGACCAAUCCAGAAUGAGGGACGAAACGAUGGUGACCGACUCGCAGGUUGAGCUUAUAGCUUCAGUGUGGGUAGCCUCAAGACGCUUGUGCUGCCGAUUGGUCCUUCGAUGGUAAGUGACAGAACUUCCAUAGGUGCCGGAGGAAACUGGUUCCUUCGAAUAGCGCUUGGAUCACCAAAAGUGUUCCCGCCAGUCAUCCCGUGUGAUGAGUUUGUCGCCAACCACUGCGAGACUUGCUCCGGUAGCGUCUUUAACUGAUACCCUCGAAUUCAUCAUUGCACCUCUCAGGCGUCUUAAGAUAUCGUAGGGGAGGCUUGUCUCGUCUUUUUUCCCUUCUACACCAUGGAGGAAAAAUCUGCUCGAGAGACACCCGAACAGGAAUGUCCAGGUUGUGUGGGGUUAAAGGUCGUCUUCUACAAAAAAGUAAAAGUCAGGACUACUCUCUCCUAGACCCACUAAACAUAUUUCCAUGGUCGCCAUACCCUACGUCUCUCCGGAACCACUACGAAGGCAGAAGAGGAACUGGAUAAUAAAGGAAAACGGCAUAAGUCACCUAUACAGAUCCUGAAGUCACUUUAUCCGCGACAGCAUUCAAUUCACUGGAGGAAGUUCUCCUUUUCAUGUAGCUCGAUAGCAUCAAUCGGUGCGUAACUUUAGGUUAUCGUGAGGUUACAAACCCGUGUUCUGAAUAUGGUAGUAACCCCAGCAACUCCCACUUGAUAAGAGUUGCCGGUGAAUAGGAAACCAACACCUACCGCGGUGUCCGGGACAAAAAACAUUAUCGACAAAAAAUUGGUAUCGCUAAGUCACCCUUAAAAUGAAAGCUAAAGGUCUUUCUUUUUUUUUUUGAUGCUAAGAGGGAAAUGUUCUAUCCGGGGGUCUUGAACAAUUUUUUAUUUUUUUUUUGUGAUUUCUAGAACAAAUUUCCGAGAACUACCCAUUUUUUGGGCGCUGUUCACCCAAAAUUUAUAUGGAAAAACAACCCCCGAUAGAACAUUUCGCUCUUAGCACAAAAUGAAAAAGGAGACCUUUCCUUAGCUUCCAUUAGCUGGGUGACUUAGCGAUACUGAUGUUUUUUUUCGAAUAUGUAGUAUUCUUCUACCAUAGACACCGUCCUCAGUGUCGGGGAGCGUUGUCGCCUCGAAUGCCGGUCUAUAACCCUCGCGCAGUAGUGUCAUCGACAUGUCAGCAUGUUUUUUUCACAAGAAUCACUCAGUACACGACGCGACCGCUCCCGGGAUAGCAAUGCCUGUCCCGACGGUAGCUUAUGUUUUUUUUUUUCAAGUUAGGCCAACGAACUGCAGUUAGUCCCUGGAUUUCGAGCUUUAUACGCCGCGCCUCGCUGGUGAGUUGCGCCAGUUUGCUUACUGAGCUAACGUUGAAAUAUUCUAUGUUACAAUUCUUGUCCGUUGUUGUUUCGUGCUAAAAGUCGAUGCCAUUAAAUUAGUUCUAUGUAUAUUUUUCUCUGCUGGUUUGUUGAUAUCACUAGUUUACAGCAUUUUUGAACUCGGUAAGCUGAUGAUCGUUUUUGGUGUAGAAUCAUGCCCUGAGUUCGAAAACGCGAAGGAAAAAAAUUACAGUAGAGCGGAUUUUUUUUCGACUUUCCAUACAAGGUUGAUGAUUUGAAAUCGAUUUUUGUUCCAUUUUUAAGCAAAGUCGCUUACUUCACACAUCUCAUUCUCCGUAAUCAAUGCUCCGAUUAAGCUGAAUUUUUCACUGUAACUCGCCUACAUAUGAUAUGUCAAAUAAACGUUAUUGUUAUUGUUAUUGUUUAUUUUAACUUGAAAUUUAGAAAGAGGGAAAAACCCCUUUGAGUGAUUUCGACAUUUCAAAAACGAAAUCUUUCUCAAAGAGGCACAAAACCUCUUUUUCUUUUCAAAUAACAUUACAAAAAUAACUUUAAACUAAAGGCUCACACGGCAAUGAACCAUAACGGAGCCGCUAUCUUGAAAGAGGACAGCAUGCCAAAUCGUAAAACGAGUCUCCGGAAAUCCAGAAAUCCUAAUGGGGGAGGGGGAGGGGUCAGGGGGUCAUCAGAAACGCAUCUUCAAGGCUGAAAAUAAAGAAUACCAAAAAAGGGGAACAGUAUCAAACAAAAUAGGCAAUCUCAUUUAGAAAUUUGAACAAAAGUUUCAAUAUAUGUUCAUUUUUUAAGCCCAAAACAUCCCGUAUAGAUACAGGAAUUGAAAAACCUGCUGCAAUUAGGCUAUCAAAUAAUAUCUUCCUCGGUGCAAUAAACCGAGAACAAUUAAUUAUAAUGUGAUCAAUGUCUUCAUACGAUAAGCCACAUUCGCAUAAGUUUGAAUCUACAAUGUUGAUACGAUACAAAGUCAAAUAAACGUUGAGAAUGUUUUUUUUAAAUUGUUUUUUUCUCAUUGAAAAAAAUACAUUUCUUCAUAUAUUUUUGGAAAAUUUGCUAAAGUUUAAGGAGAUCGUCUCCAAUACUCGCCAAUAUUUUGAAUUUCAUCAAUCCGACGCAAAACCUGCAUUCAGAUGAUCGAAUGGUAUUAUAUUCAGCUUUCAAUUCAUGCAAACAGAUUUAAAAUUGGUUGAACAAAACGCAAGAUAUUUGAUUUUUAUUAAAUUCCAUAUUUUAAAAAGUUGUAAAACUCGAUAUUGAGCUAAAACUCAAAAACUGUUCUACUUUAAAUUUUUUGAAGCACGGUUCCGAAAUCAGCGCUAAAUUAUGCUUCAAAAACUUUGGUCGUUAAUAGAAGUUCACGACUUUCGUGUUAUUUUGUAAACUAGUGUAUUCGGGGACAGUAGGUUGUUGACCUAACGUCUCCUAACCACUGUAAUGGGCUUGCCAUUUUAGGUAUAGCUUCUAUUGGAUGGUGCUUUCAUAUUCAGCCGCUGGAUGCCUGUUUAGACGCUGUUUGAGCCGCAUCUCCGUGGUGAACAGACGCUCGGGACGCUCCUCAACCUAGCUGAAGUCAUUGUUAUAGUUGACCAUACUCAAUAUAAUGACCAAACCCACUGAACAGUUGAUUCUCAACUACAUUGAGAACUCGCUAAGUGGGUUUAGUCAUUAUAUUCAGUAUGAUUAGCCUUAAUAGUCAGAAGGACAACCGUAUCUGAAUGUCAGCGUAAAGAAAAUGGGCUACUGAACAGUGAGCAUUUGAUUUAUAAUCACCAAUACGCCACACCUGACUAAGUUCGUAAAAUGAGCUCAAUUGACAAAUCCCCGAAUGAAGCCAGUCCCGAUUUCGCCCUACCUGAAGACUAAAACUAAAGAGGAGGCCAAUUUUACUUCGUAAACUUAUCAUGGGAAUUACUGUUACUGAAAAGAACAUCUCAAAUACUCUGUCUAAACCUCUGUAAUUUUGAAAUCCAUAAUCACAAACUCAUCCAUACACACUCGAACAAAACACAACUGCCAAAUUAUUGCAAAAGAAGCAAGAAAGACACCCGGAUACUUGUUUUAACCCAGUUCUAAAUGUGCAUAACCAGAAAGUACGCCUACGUUCCAAUGUACAUACAACCAAUCAAUACUUUCUAAACUUCUUCUAACUAAGGCUAGGAAUAAUCUGAACAAGGUGAUGUGGGUGAACAAGAUCAUUAGCCGAAUUGGGAUGUCGUUCAAAAAAAAAAAUGGUAUAGAGAGACCAAACCGAGGAAUAAUACUCCAGAAAUAAACCCGCUGCAUCAGUGGGCCACGUUGGUAUCGCAUUGUAUGUUCGUUGAGUUCUCGAAUAGUUUUAGAUGAAGGAGAAACGUGAAAGCUGAAUCAAUGCGAAUAGUUCCGGAGGGUUAUUGAAUUGAAUGUUAAGCAGGAAACACGCUUGUGCCACGUCUAAGUAGAACGAGUGCAAAUGUAUAGGUACACUUGAUUGACUCGAUCCUUAAAUUAUGAUUACAAUGCAUUCAAAUUCGAGUAAGUUCUAAAUUAAGAACAGUUAGGUUUAAGCUUACAGUUAAAAUUAGUUAAACAAAAUAUUCACACAUCGGUUUUAAUCGAACUGAAAACAUGAUCAUAAGGCAAGAUGAUAUCAUACAAUCUGGCAAGUUUAUUGUAACGUUCUAUACUGUAUAAGGGACAGAAAGAAUUGAGUUGGUGGAAUUUUAAACACAUAUUCAAUCAAACGCGCAGUUAGAGAAAAUAAAGUUAUUAAAAGUCGUUCGGUGAUAUCCAAUUUUUCAAACUGGGGGAUGGUAAACUAACGUGAAUUGAAUUAUACACAAAACAGUUAGAGAUUCGCAAAAAAAACGCAGACGGACAUUAUUCUACUUGCAACAACCAAGAACACAUCCACACACCACACACAUACAGUCGCUUUGCGAAGGGACGAUGUGAAAUAAAUCUUUUUUCUUAUACAAAUAUACAAUAAAAAGGAGAAUAA